CAUUCACUGCUCGUACUAUUAAAUACAAUCCAUAAAAAUAGCAUGAUUUGACAACUUGACUUCCAUAAAAACAUGCGGGACUGAAACUAUAGCAAGAACAAAAUGGACCAGGUUAUGACAAAAGAGGAAAGCUACGCGGAGCGAAGGCAACUGUUUAAAGACAUCUGGAAGACCUCCAUGAAUAUGGCCGACCAAGAAGAUAUCAUGACUAAGCCUAAAGUUAUCAAGACCCUAAGACUAAGUGAAAUGGAUCGGUGUGUAGCGAAAAAGAAGAAGAAACAGAAACUUAAAAACCUUCGAGCGGUCUGCAAUCAAUUGUUAGAUUUCUGCGAUCGUCAAGACACGGAUGAUUUUUUCUAUGAGCAGAUGGCCACAGCAGGAGGUAAAACCCCUUCAACUCCUUCAGAUACUGUAGAACCAAAAAUCAAGAAGAAGCCGGUGAAAAUAAAGAAGAAAAUAAAUAAAACGAAGAUCCUUUUGUGUGCACCAGCUAUUCACGUUGGGACAACCACAGCCACCAUAUCGCACAGAAAUGAUCUGCUACCAAUCAAUAUUUCGAGAAACACCUCUCCUAUGAAGGUUAAACAGCCAUACAUUUCAUUUGCGUCAAGCAAUUUAUCAAAAACCAACCCUACUCAUUCCAACAUAGUACGUCGGACAGUCAAAAAAAGUCGAAGCAAGAAAAAGGAGAUCUCUUUAAAUAUGCCAAAAGUUAUUAUGAACGGCGAGAUCUAAAUAAUUUAAAAAAAUAAUUAAAUGAACUACCUAACCUUACCUUUUUAAGUAAGUUGGGUAUCCAGGAAAUAAGAUAUAAAUCGAUGGCCAAUGUCUUACGUUCAUUCCCAAUCUCCUUAAAUUAAAGUUAACGUGCAAUUAAUCACCAUCAUCCGGCUCUAGUGUCCUAAAGUUACCAUUGCUAAAGCUAGGUAAAUGUUCCCUAAAUCCUUCUUAAUAUUACGAGUAUGUACCUACUCCCAAAAGAGAGCUGCAUUAUUAAAAAAAUAUGAGAAUCUGUGAUACUUAAUCCACUGAAUUAACUAUAUUACUAAUUAAAAGGUUAUUUAUACUGUACCGAAGGUUAUUAAAAUAUAUCGGACCACUUUUCA
Messenger RNA from Pararge aegeria (speckled wood butterfly), 1106 nucleotides. RefSeq lists its product as uncharacterized. The coding region runs from base 103 to 735 and encodes 210 amino acids. The transcript has 4 exons. Lineage: Eukaryota; Metazoa; Arthropoda; Insecta; Lepidoptera; Nymphalidae. The record is from RefSeq and is a predicted model, not a curated record.